GUUCUUUAAUGUUUGAACUUCUAACGGCUGAACCACUCGAUCCAACUGGCUUAAGGUUGGUCACAGUGUUUAGUGGAGAAACAAAACGGAGAAAAAUGGCCAACAAGCCAGCAGGCAACCAUGAUGGCAACUAUGGGGUGACCAGCAUAGAGGAGGAGAACCUGAUGGAUCUUCAAGGCAAGGACGCUGUAAAGAAGAUACAAGACACUGAUGGAGAUGUCCAUAGAACUACUGACUUGUCACUUGCCAUUCUAUCUGUCUGGCAGCAAUUUAGAAGAGCAACACCAGAAUAUGAUUCCCCCACAGAAGCCCAAGAUGUUCCUGCAGCUGGUGCAGAAGACUCUGUGGGACAUUAAACUGGCCUUUCUGGGAUUCGCUGCAGUAAUCUUGCUCAUCAGGUUCUUCAACGCACCAGGGAGCAACGAUGAAACAGGGACUGAAGGUGGCGCAGGGAGUGAGGGCAAGGCUAACAUGAGACAGCUCAGGUUUGCUCUGAUCCUGUCCUGGGUCUUCAUAAUGAUCCUGGUGACGGCCUGCAGAAACUUGUGCAACAUCAAGGAGUUCCUUGAAGGCCCAGAAGGCCUGGGAGAGGACUGUGCUGGAGCAGAGAACCAGCAUCGUCUCUGCUCCAGCAGUAGCAGACCAGCCUCUCCCUGCUGCACAAUCACAAUAGCCAGUCUGUCAAUAUGGAUUGUGACCACAAUCAGCCUCAUGACAAACUUUUGGCUCCAGCAUCAGACCUGGAAGUCUGAAUGCAUCAACUUUUACACGCGGCAGCUUUUGCCAGUGGUCAAGGUCAUUUUUACCACCAUCUGUGAGGUGACAAAGGUGUUCAUGGCUGUUCCUAUGGGGGUGCCGCUGGUCGUCACCAUCUAUCUGACAUACUCUGUCAAGAAAAUGAUGAAAGACAACAACCUGGUGGGUCACUGGAACGCCUGUGAGACCAUGGGCAACGUCACGACUAUCUGCUGUGACAAGACGGGUACUCUGACCAUGAACCGCGUGACGGUGGUGCAGGCCUGCGUUGGCGAUACACACUAUAAGACCCUCCCCAAACCUGACGUCAUCAAACCAGAGACUUUGGAAAUGUUGGUCACCAGCAUCUCGAUCAACUCAGCGUACACCACUGAGAUCUUGGACUCUCCCCUGGAUCCUGUCCAGAUGGUCUGGAUCAGCCUCAUUACAGACACUCUGGUCGCUCUCGCUCUGACCACUGAACAGCCCACUGAGUCUCUGCUGCUACGUAAACCGUACAGCCGAGAGAAAUGUGUCAUCUCUGAGACCCAUGAAGAAGAGCAUCGUGGGCCACGCCGUGUACCAGCUGGUCAUCAUGUUUACUCUGCUCUUUGCUGGAACUGAGCUCAGAUUCAGCUUCAUAAACAAUGGAAUAUCCAACUUUUAGAAGGGCCCCUAACGGGACCCUUCUGCUAAAGGCCUCACCAGAGGCUCAGGCUCUGGGGCCCCGGCAGGCCGGCUACAGGGCCAGACCUGCACAGGAGGUGGAGGAGGAGGCCCGGGCCCACGUCGUCUCCGAGGGUGGCGACGUCACCAACGCCACCCUGGUGCUGAGCCGGUGGAGGGUCCAGUUCGGCCGGUACCAGGGCCAGACCUUCCACUGGCUGCUGGAGAACGACGUGGGCUACGCUGUGAACCUGGUUUCCUCCCACCAGAAGGAGCGAGAGAGGACAAGGUCUCAGUCCCCGCUGAUGGCCAACAAGGUGAAUGACUGGACCUGAUUUAUUCUGACAUACAGUCUGACUGCAGCUCCAAUUCUGGUUUGUGGACCUGCAGGACGCCUUCACCCGGUACUCCUCAGGAUACCUGGACUUUGUGGAAGCCGUCAGGUUCCACAAAGCGUUUGAGGAGGCCUGGGUGAAGUCCCUCCAGCCUGGGCAGGAGGGACAGGCCCUUGUUGGCUUCGGGGACUUCAAAUUUGAGACCCUGAAGAGCCUGAGGACCCCAAGAAGAUCCGAUUCGUCAACUACCUGAGACGGAAGCUCCAGCUCCAGGCACGCAGAUGGAGAACGCCGUCCGCUAUGUCAGAAGCCGAGACAGACAGAGGAGGAACCCUGCUGCUGCCUCCUCCACCUCCACUGCUACCAGGACUUCCACCUCCUCCACUGUCAGCAGCAGCUCUGCUUCUGUCUCGGCUUCGACGCAGGGUUCCAAAGCUGCAUCCCAAUUUGCAGCCUUUGUCUCUGGCCGGCGUUCUCUGUCUGCGCUGGAAAUGCAGGCAAAGAUUAAGAAGCUGGUGGUUUCUAAGUCUGCAUUUCCAGCCUCCUGCAGACCAGCUCUUUUCUCAGAACCACCUGAGGAGCCCACAGAUGAAGAGCUGGUCCAGGUGGUAGUUGACACAGAGAAGUAAGAGCUGGAAACCAAACAGUAAGUUUGUGUCAGAUUAGAACUUUCUGGUGUCUCUAUGGUUUUAAUCUCAGAUCACUAACUGCCAUGCUGCUCAUCACCUGAAUCAUCCUGACUAAUGAGAUCACCUGUAGACACACCUUUCCUCCAUCCCGCUUUUCUUUACCUGCAUAACCCUCAGCCUCCCGCGUCCCCCGACCCCUUCUUUGCAUGUCGGCUGUUCCUGUGGAUGCCACACAGGGUCUGGCGUCUGCAGCUGACAUGUCCCCAGCCUUCAUGCACCGGGUCCAAGAUGAAGGCUGGGCUGGACAGGACCAUCCGGAGGGUCCUGGACAUCGACGGCUGGUAUCUCAUGGCCACUGAGUACCUAGAGUGCCGUCGAUGUAAGAAGAAGGUCGGAGGCUGGUCGCAGGCCAUCAUUAGGCAGCUGCUCCACACCUACAGCUGCCAGUUUCCUGCCGUACUCACGUACAGGUUGUCCUGUGACCUGAGGGUGGUUGUACAGCUGAAGUCCCGCACUCUUGGCAACAGUGCCACUCAGCUGUGCAACACCCUGCGGGAGACCCACGCUGACUCCUGGAUGUGGAGAGCGAUCCACUACCUCGGCGUGUGCGAGCAGUUCCUGGCCUUGGGCUCCGUGAGGUGGCAGUUUCCACCACCGCCCCAGAUGCCCCCUCUGCCGUCACCCGAGUGGCUGCUGACGGUGUUGUGACGACGACAGGAAGAGAUCAAAAGCAAAGACGCAAAACAAUCUGUCUGGCAGCAAUUUAGAAGAGCAACACCAGAAUAUGAUUCCCCCACAGAAGCCCAAGAUGUUCCUGCAGCUGGUGCAGAAGACUCUGUGGGACAUUAAACUGGCCUUUCUGGGAUUCGCUGCAGUAAUCUUGCUCAUCAGGUUCUUCAACGCACCAGGGAGCAACGAUGAAACAGGGACUGAAGGUGGCGCAGGGAGUGAGGGCAAGGCUAACAUGAGACAGCUCAGGUUUGCUCUGAUCCUGUCCUGGGUCGUCAUAAUGAUCCUGGUGACGGCCUGCAGAAACUUGUGCAACAUCAAGGAGUUCCACGUUUUCCAUCCUGACCUCCCCCUGUAAAGCCAGCCAAGACCCAGGAUGACAUGGAAAAUACCAGGGAGGACAAAUGUUUGCCGCAGAGCAAACUGACCAAGCUGCUUGCCUGGAUCACCUGGCCUGGUCUGGAUCAGCCUCAUUACAGACACUCUGGUCGCUCUCGCUCUGACCACUGAACAGCCCACUGAGUCUCUGCUGCUACGUAAACCGUACAGCCGAGAGAAAUGUGUCAUCUCUGAGACCCAUGAAGAAGAGCAUCGUGGGUGAUGACAUGGAAAAUACCAGGGAGAACAAAUGUGUGCCGCAGAGCAAACUGACCAAGCUGCUUGCCCGGAUCACAAUAGCGAGUGAGCAACCUGGUGGGUCACUGGAACGCCUGUGAGACCAUGGGCAACGUCACGAGUAUCUGCUGUGAAAAGACGGGUACUCUGACCAUGAACCGCAUGAUGGUGGUGCAGGCCUACGUUGGCGAUACACACUAUAAGACCAUCUCCAAACCCGACGUCAUCAAGAUAAGUCCUUUAUUUCUCCCCACGCCAGGGGAAAUUUACAUUGUCACAGCAGCCCAUGCAACAGUAGACGUAGUGAUAUGAACAAAACAAUAGAACAGUAGUAACAAUAUUUACAAUAUAUACAAGGGUGAGAGAUGAGGAUAAAGAGGCUUAAAAGAAAAAAAAGUUUAAAAGUGCGAAGAUGUGCAGUGCAAGAAUUGCUGUGCAAAUUUUAUGGUUUGGGGUGGUAAUGAUAUAGUCCAGUUUAUGUUAACAUCAGCCAGUGAUGCUGAUGUUGUAAAGUCUUAUAGCAGAUGGAAUGAAGGACCUGCGAUAGCGUUCCUUCUUGCAGGGUGGAUGUCUCAGUCUGCUGCUGAAGGAGCUGCUUAAAGACCCCACAGUGUCAUGCAGUGGGUGAGAGGGAUUGUCCAUGAUGGAUGUGAUCAAACCAGAGACUUUGGAAAUGUCGGUCAACAGCAUCUCGAUCAACUCAGCGUACACCACUGAGAUCUUGGUGAGACUUUGACUGUCCUGCUGCACCAAAAAACAACAUGAACACAGAUGCUAAUCCUAACCUCAAAACAUUAUUCUAUAUGAAAUCAACCAAACCCUCAUCAGAAUCAGUCAAUUUUUUAAAUAUAUAAUAUGUUUAUGCAAAAAUGUAUCAUCAUACUGUUGUUAUUUUUAUUUUAUUUUUCAUAUUUCUGAGCUUCUUUGCCUCCUGAAAUUCAUGAGUACAGGAAAUUUUCCUUUAAGCAACUUUGAAUAUCUCUUUUAUGGGAAAUGUCAUAGCUUCAACAGAAAAACUGCAGCAGUUUAAUGUCUGUCAUAGAAAAAAGACCCUAAAGACACAAUGCGUAGAAGAAUUAACAACUGCACAAAAUCUCCUCUUUUUAAUAAAUAAGCUUUGCUUUCAAGGUUAGAAACUUCUUCACAAAGAGAGAGACAACAUAGCAGAGACACACUCUUGCUUUUAUUACAUUUUCAGACAUUGUAAUGAUUCCAUGAGGAAUAACUUAACCAAAACCUCAACUGAAAUCACUGAGAGCAGCCCAACAAAUAAAGUGUAAGUCAAAGUGAUAUUGUUCUAACACAGACUCUUUCAGAACUUAGAUUGUUGAUUUACUGUUUUUACAAAUAUGUUUGCAGUCCAAGAUUGCAGCAUGAUUGAUUAAAAUAGGAUUAUAUCUUUUCUGUUAGACUCAACUCAACCUUAUUUAUACAACGCUUUAAACAGCAGCCGCUGAAACAAAGUGCUGUACAAUAAACAAUGAAUUAAAACAAUAAAUAAAACAUAAAUAAAACAUACACAUAUUAAGACAGCAGCACAAUAAAACAGAAGCAGAGUCUCAUGCUGUGUUAAAAGCCAGUGAAUAAAAAUAGGUUUUAAGUUUGGUUUUAAAAACCGACAGUGAGGGAGCCUCUCUGAUGUGCAUAGGGAGAUUAUUCCACAAUCUGGGAGCAGCAACAGAGAAGGCUCUAUCUCCUCUGAGCUUCCUCCUAGACCUCGGAACCUCCAGAAGCAGCUGAACAGCUGAUCUGAGGGUUCGUGAGGAGGGAUGAGGAUGGAGCUCAGAGAGGUAGGGAGGGGCCACACCAUUUAAGGCUUUAAAAACAAAUGAAAGAACCUUAAAAUCAACCCUAAAGCGCACGGGGAGCCAAUGGAGGGAAGCUAAAACAGGCGUAAUGUGCUCAUAUUUUCGAGUGCUGGUUAAAAGACAGGCUGCAGCAUUUUGAGCCAACUGGAGACGCGCUAGGGCAGACUGGCUAGCUCCAAGAUACUCCACACGUACACAUUGUAUGAGUUCAAAAUGAAAUCAGAUGUCCGACAACGCCACCCUGGGAAUUUCACCCAGAGAAUUAUUGUGAUCCAAUACUGGAGGCACAUAAGUUCGUUUAUUUCAUGAGGCUUGAGAUGUGUGUCCAAAUUAAAACAUUUUAUUAUAAUUGUCUAAAAUAACUGGUUAAAACAUAACACCAUUCAUACUAGGGGCCAAAGAAAAAAAAAAAAGCAGAAAUCUAAUCAGUUGCUGGCCGCCAGGUGGAUGGGGCCAGUGAAGGUGAAGGAAGUUCUCCAAAAUAAUAAAUAAAAAAAAAAAAACACCCCAAACUAGUGCUGGGCGAUAUGAUGAUACAUAUAGUGAGAACGAUAGUAAAGUGUCUAUCGUGCCAUUUCUCUUCUAUCGUUUCUAACCUAAUUUUAUCAAUUACUACAGCAAAUAUAUCAUUAAAUAGCCUACAACGAUUGUAUUAGUGAUUUCUUGUCACUAUGCAUACUGUAAGUUUAUAUAAGUGAAAAUAAAGAAGAAUAAAAAAAAGA
Messenger RNA from Amphiprion ocellaris (clown anemonefish), 6239 nucleotides. RefSeq names its product plasma membrane calcium-transporting ATPase 2-like. The transcript is spliced from 17 exons. Gene Ontology annotation, cellular component: intracellular membrane-bounded organelle. Gene Ontology annotation, biological process: regulation of cytosolic calcium ion concentration. Gene Ontology annotation, molecular function: P-type calcium transporter activity; PDZ domain binding. The record is from RefSeq and is a predicted model, not a curated record. Lineage: Eukaryota; Metazoa; Chordata; Actinopteri; Pomacentridae. Bases 211 to 1359 code for a protein of 382 amino acids.